Didymodactylos carnosus is the source of this 2130-nucleotide messenger RNA. The record is from the annotation of a GenBank genome assembly. NCBI's taxonomy places the organism in Eukaryota, Metazoa, Rotifera, Eurotatoria, Philodinida, Philodinidae.
AUGUCGAUGCCAACAAUAGAAGUUGAUCAAGAUUAUAUGCGUGAUAAUGAUACUUACCAUAUUGAUUCUCGUUUAUAUAUAUUAGUAACGGCUUGUAUAUGGACUGUAUUGAUGUCAACGAUUGUAUUUGGUAGCGUUGGAAAUAUUCUUGUUUUAUACGUCUAUUCAAAUAGAAAAGAUAGUAAAACAUGUACAUUAUUCAUUAAAGUAUUAGCAGUUGUUGAUUUAACAAUUUGUAUUGUCAUAGCUCCAUUGGAAUUAUAUCAGACAAUGCAAGGCAUAUAUACCGAAUUUUUAUGCAAAGUUUAUGCAUUUUUAUCCACACAUGUAUUAUAUUCAACAUUUUUAAUAACAAUAAUUGCAUUUGAUCGCUAUUUUUGUAUAUGUUGGCCAUUAUAUAAAAUCAUUACUAGAAAACCUAUCAUACCAAUGUCUGAGUAUUCGACAAUUGAACAUCAUCUUCAAAUACAUGCAAAUGAUUCUCAUAUUGGAGAAAAUUAUGUAAAUGUGGAACUACAUAAACGAAUCAUCGAUCAAACAACGGUUUUAGCAAAUACUACUCAUGUCAAAUGUUCGCCAAGAUUUAGUUACUCGUUGUUAACAUCAUUUGCCUAUAUUCAAGCAUAUCGAAGAUUUCAUUCAGGUAUAUUUGCCGCUUGUACAUUACUCGUAUUAAUGUUAUACGGACUCAUAUAUCGAGCUGUUUAUCAGCGUCGUUGUCAACGAACAAGAAAAUUAUCACAAUACAGGCGUAUCAUUCGUAGUUAUAUAAUUAAUGAUGAAAUAGAUAAACAUCAAAUCAAAAUUCGACGCUAUAGCUCAUCACCAUCAACACUUACAUUAUUAUGCUGUUAUUGUUGUCGGAAUAGUAAUGAUAUUAUACACGAUUUUCAACGUGAUCGUUUACCAUCACAUUAUGAACCAUCACAAAUGUUGAUGGGAAAUCGACAUCAUCACAUGGAGCAUUCUUUAGUUGAUAUGAACGAUAUGAGAAAUGGUUUAAAAUCGAAUAAAAUUGUACUGGAAGUUAAUGGCGCAAGAGGAAAACGCUAUAGUACAAUAAGUACAACAAGUAUGACGUAUUUGACCAGUGGUGUGUGGGAUGACUCGUCAACAGUACGCUCAAGAAUCAAUUCAAUAGCUGCCACAAGCUACUGUGGUGAACACAGUUCCAGCCGUCCAUCGACAUCAACAGAAGAUUCGUUAGAUCAUUCUCAUCUUUCAUUGUCCUACAGACCCACAUCACCACCACCACCACCACCACCUCCACCGCCUACAGCACAAAUGCAUCUGACAAUACCAACAUUCAGCGGGCUAUCGACGUCAUCCGCACGUGGAAUUACGACAACAACAUUGGAAAAUAUUCAAAAAUGCAAUAUUAACAUAACUAUAACAGAAUUUGCAGAUAUAACGGAAGCUGAUGAAGCAAAUGAAGAUAAUGAUAGUACAUCAUGUACAACUAGUGAAGCAACAAUACCAAGAAGUAUUACACAAAGUAUUGCCCAGCAGGCAGCACCACCAUUCCCAUUAUCAACUGUUCGUAAAGCGAGCAAUCUAGCAUUAAAACGAACAUCGGAUGCAUCAGUAUUUUCCAAUCAAUUAACGACAAAUACACUGGAAUCAAGAAUAUCUCAACAACCAAGAAAAGUUUCAUUCGUGAAUCCUGUCAGUAAAUCUUCAAGUGACGUACCUCAACAACAAUAUCCUAUAAUGAUCACAUCGCCAUCAAAAAACAGUUUAUGUGUAACCACAAGUAAUCCGAUGAACAAUUUAUUAACUGCUGACGAUAGUCGAAAAACAUCAGUAUCAUCUCGGCGUCCAUCAACAUUUGACUGUGAAACUCAACGAAUGUUAGAACGUCAACAGACUCAAGAACGUCUUUCAAAUAUUCGUACAACAUUGACUUUGUUUAUUGUUACAGCAACAUUUAUUUUAAUGUAUUCACCAUCCAUAAUUCAUACACUUUUUGAUAUUAAACCACAUAUAUUUCGUGAAGUCUUAUGGCUAUUAUUUUAUGUGAACAGUGCUGCUAAUCCACUUAUAUAUAGUUUUUUUAAUGUUAAUUUUCGAAAUGAUAUUAAACGGAUUUACGAAUGUAGAAGACGACAGCACAUGGCAAGAAACAACUGA